Molecule: messenger RNA, 1614 nt
Organism: Lolium rigidum
Lineage: Eukaryota; Viridiplantae; Streptophyta; Magnoliopsida; Poales; Poaceae
Product: probable inorganic phosphate transporter 1-4
Exons: 3
Coding region: 1-1614 (537 amino acids)
Biological process (GO): transmembrane transport; phosphate ion transport
Cellular component (GO): membrane
Molecular function (GO): phosphate transmembrane transporter activity
Source: RefSeq, a predicted model, not a curated record
AUGGCUCGGGAGCUCAAGGUCCUCGGCGCGCUCGACGCCGCCAAGACACAGUGGUACCACUUCACGGCGAUCGUGAUCGCCGGCAUGGGCUUCUUCACCGACGCCUACGACCUCUUCUCCAUCUCCCUCGUCACCAAGCUCCUGGGCCGCAUCUACUACUUCGACCCGAGCUCCGCCACGCCGGGUUCCCUCCCACCCAACGUCUCUGCCGCCGUCAACGGCGUAGCCUUCUGUGGCACCCUCACUGGCCAGCUCUUCUUCGGCUGGCUCGGCGACAAGAUGGGACGGAAGAAGGUCUACGGCAUGACGCUCAUGAUCAUGGUGCUCUGCUGCGUCGCCUCUGGCCUGUCGUUCGGGUCGAGCGCCAACGGCGUCAUGGCCACGCUCUGCUUCUUUCGCUUCUGGCUCGGCUUCGGCAUCGGCGGCGACUACCCGCUCUCGGCGACCAUCAUGUCCGAGUACGCCAACAAGCGCACCCGCGGCGCGUUCAUCGCCGCCGUCUUCGCCAUGCAAGGGUUCGGCAACCUUACAGGCGGCAUCGUCGCCAUUAUCGUUUCUUCGGCGUUCAAGGAGCAGUUUGACGCGCCGGCAUACAAGGACGAUCGUACGGGCUCAACGGUGCCACAAGCCGACUAUGCGUGGCGCAUCGUCCUGAUGUUCGGCGCCGUCCCGGCGCUGCUGACCUACUACUGGCGCAUGAAGAUGCCGGAGACGGCGCGGUACACGGCGCUCGUCGCGAAGAACACCAAGCAGGCCACGUCGGACAUGGCGCGGGUGCUCAACAUGGAGCUCGCUGCCGAAGAGCCGGAGCAGGCAGAGCACGGCCGGCGCGAGCAGUUCGGUCUCUUCUCCAGGGAGUUCGCGAGGCGUCACGGCCGGCACCUGCUGGGCACGACGGUGUGCUGGUUCGUGCUGGACAUCGCCUUCUACUCGCAGAACCUGUUCCAGAAGGACAUCUACACGGCGGUGGAGUGGCUGCCGAGGGCGGACAGCAUGAACGCGCUGCAGGAGAUGUUCAAGAUCUCGCGCGCGCAGACACUGGUGGCGCUGUGCGGCACCAUCCCGGGGUACUGGUUCACCGUGUUCCUCAUCGACGUGGUGGGCCGCUUCGCCAUCCAGCUGGGCGGCUUCUUCUUCAUGACGGCGUUCAUGCUCGGCCUCGCCGUGCCAUACCACCACUGGACGACGCCAGGGAACCACGUCGGCUUCGUUGUCAUGUUCUCCUUCACCUUCUUCUUCGCCAACUUCGGGCCCAACUCCACCACCUUCAUCGUGCCGGCCGAGAUCUUCCCGGCGCGGCUGCGGUCGACGUGCCACGGGAUCUCCGCAGCAGCCGGGAAGGCGGGCGCCAUCGUCGGGUCCUUUGGGUUUCUGUACGCCGCGCAGAGCACGGAUCCUGCCAGGACGGACGCCGGGUACCCGCCGGGAAUCGGCGUCCGCAACUCCCUGUUCGUGCUCGCCGGAUGCAACGUGGUCGGGUUCCUUUUCACAUUCCUCGUGCCGGAGUCCAAGGGGAAAUCGCUGGAGGAGCUCUCUGGGGAGCACGAUGAGGAGGAUGAGCCAGGGACGUCCAACAACAACAGCAACCACAAGAGAACAUCUCGAAUUCAAUGA